CGGCUCUUCUUAUUCGCUCACUGCGCUCUCAUCCUCGGUGCGGCUAGUGUCUCUGCCUACUCCCGUGCGUAAGAGCGCACCGAUGGAUAUGUAAAGUGGUGCACUCGUGAAAAAACGCCAAACCUGAGCGUGCAAAUGCCUUUCUGCAAACACGUCUAGAUGCGCAACAGAGAGCGCGCGUUGGAGACCAAUUAAAGUAAUCCCACAAUUUUUAUUCUGCGCGUUUUUUGUUGUUGUUGUUUUUCUUUUUUUUGGAUGAUGAUAUGGUAAUAAAGAUGUUCAUCAGCGCGGAUGACGGUGCGUUGCUAUUUGGAUGUGUGUUCCUGGACUUUUCAGCAUAUCAUGACCGCGCGCCCUUUCCCCUCUCUCCAAGUCGUUUCGUUUCCGCGUGAAGUUGACCGGAGGAGCAGGCACGAUGAGAGGGAAAUACUUUCUUCUCGGCUUCUUGUUGCUCAAACUUAUGGCUCUGGUGUGCAAGGCUGACGGGGAGCCGGGACUGCUCGGCGGAUUCGUCAUGAUCGCCACCUCCAACGGCUCCAGGGAGGAGGAGAGCGUGUCCGAGGAGACCCCGCACACGGAGGACAAAUGCCGGGGUUACUACGACGUGAUGGGCCAGUGGGACCCGCCGUUCAUCUGCAAAACGGGCAAUUAUCUGUACUGCUGCGGCACCUGUGGCUUCCGCUUCUGCUGCUCCUACAAGCACUCGCGCCUGGACCAGAGCACCUGCAAAAACUACGACACCCCGGUGUGGAUGAAGACCGGACAGACUCCCUACAGAAAAAUGAACAAGAUGCACGACAGCACCAAAGACAAGACGAACUUAAUUGUUUACAUCAUAUGUGGAGUAGUCGCCAUUAUGGCUCUUGUGGGGAUUUUCACUAAACUGGGGUUGGAAAAGGCGCACCGGCCUCAGAGAGAGAACAUGUCCAGGGCCGUCGCCAGCGUGCUGCAGGGCGGGUGUCCAGGUGAGCAGUUUCGCGGCGAGGAGGCCCUCGGGAUGCAUUCGCAGCACUUUGUUUCCAGAGCCACAAACCUCCAGGGAGGUCAGAUCAACAACAACGUGGGACAGGGUUCAAGCAUUGCCCAGCAGCACCCUUAUCCAGCCCUCAGCCAGCUGGCUCAUGUCUACGAACAGCAGCAACAACAGCAGCAACAGCAGCAGCAUCAGCAGCAGCAGCAGCAGCAAAACAAGGAUCUCAACAAGUACGCCUCCCUGAAGGCAGUGGCUGCCAAGUACAACGGUGAAGUCUACAACAAGCGUCGGCUGAUGGUUGAGCUGCCAGCGAAGGGCGGGCUUCCUCUCCAGCCAAUGGGCAACUCCAGACAAUCCAUGGGCAACAUGUCGUCGAUGACCCCUCCGAUGACCACCAACCCUAUGGCUUCUAACCAAAUGGCCUCCAAUUCCAUGAACCCCAACAUCACCCAGAUGACCUCCAUGACCCCAAUGACAUCUAUGAUGCCCAUGACUUCCCUCACUCAGAUGACCUCCAUGACCCCUAUGACUUCCAUGACCCCUAUGACCUCCAUGACCCCUAUGACCUCCAUGACCCCAAUGACUUCCAUGACCCAAAUGACCUCCAUGACUCCUAUGACAUCCAUGACCCCUAUGACCUCCUUGACCCAGAUGACCUCCUUGGGUCCACUGACUCCUGAGCCAGUGGCCACCUAUAUCACCGAGAUGCCCAGCAUCUCUUCCAUCUCAACCCUCCCGACAGAACGGCACAUAGCCGGGAUGGGAGGAGGGGGACUCAAGCUGAAUGGCCAGAAACCCAAAGGCACCCAUGGCCACGUGGGCCACAGCUCACACAGCUCUCACAGUUCUCACACUCACAGUCAUGGUCACAGCCACAGUAGCAAGCCGCCAGGACUCAGGGCUACCUCCCUGGCACACAUGGCAGGGACCAUGCCAGGUGGCACCUCCCUGGGGAUCUCUAGGGCCGCUGAGACCACUAUUGGCCACGGCUCGGCUACAAUGGGCCGCCCAGUGGCAUACAGUUCCAACACAAUCGCGGCUGGGCAUACGAUGGGGCUGGGGUUGAAGGCCUGGGAUGGGACUGAGACGGUAGGCAGGAGGAAGACCUACGGGCACAAGAGGCCUCAGUGUACCGUGCUGGAGCCCAACCAGCUUCACGGCAGCAGAGGCCAGAGCCACAGCCAACACUUCCUUCCCACACAGCCGUACUUUGUGACCAAUAGCAAGACAGAGGUGACUGUGUGAGUGAGGAAGAAAGGGAGAAAAAGAGGGGGAAAGGAUGCAUGUGGAGUGGUGGUACAAGUAAUCUCUGAAUGGAGACACCAACCCCUGCGUUGGUCAAAGGUGCAGAUCUAUGUGUGUGUUUGUGUGGCUCGUUGGUAUACUGGUGAAUGUGAUGGGACAGUGACACUGUGUUUGAGUGGUCCUCGUUUCACAAACAAGAGUUCACCAAUCAUAUCACUGAACAGACCUUUGUUGUUGGACGGAUGGUGUUGGUGGCAUCUGUAACCAUAACUUCAAAGAGCCUACAGAGCAGGGAUGUGGUGAUAUUAGAGUGUUGUCUCACAGCUAAUAUCUAAUCGAUAUUAAUACAAUAUCUGAGCAUUACACACAAAUGAUAAAGUGGGAACCUGCUGAUAAUAAAAUGGAUUGGCUUUACGAACCAAACCCGAGAAGCAAUAUAAGGGAUUAAGUGUAAAGCACCGAAGCGUUGUGGGAAAGAAGAAACAAAGCAAGUUUACCCACAAACCUCACAACAAGAGUUCUACUCAUCUGCCCAACAAGGCGUCGAAUGGUACGGAAGAAAUAACAUUCUCUUAUGAUUCAUCCCCCAAAUCUCCCGAGGGCUUUGAAACAGACACACAUUAUGAGGGCGCUGGGCUUGGACUGCAGACAUGCAGGGCUUUGUACUGUGGCUAUUCAGAAGCGCCUUCAUAAGAUCUGCAGCUGAAGGUCGCCCUUUUUUCCACAAGGCUCCACAGCACAGAGAAUGGAGGCUGUCACACUGGCAUUGUUCUGUUCUGAUCUCGUCUAUGUGGUGACAGCUGGCCCAGAGGAGGGAUAAAGGAGGCAGGGAGGCAGCAUCUGGAUGAUGCUGCAGCAAGCAGAGGCUCCACGGAGCAUGAUUCUUGUACACACACACACA
This is a messenger RNA of Centropristis striata (black sea bass), 3119 nucleotides long. RefSeq names its product shisa family member 9a (gene shisa9a). The transcript is spliced from 4 exons. NCBI's taxonomy places the organism in Eukaryota, Metazoa, Chordata, Actinopteri, Perciformes, Serranidae. The record is from RefSeq and is a predicted model, not a curated record. Gene Ontology annotation, cellular component: AMPA glutamate receptor complex; postsynaptic density; postsynaptic membrane. Gene Ontology annotation, biological process: regulation of short-term neuronal synaptic plasticity; regulation of AMPA receptor activity. The coding region runs from base 416 to 2218 and encodes 600 amino acids.